UUUCUGAAACCCUAAUAAUCAUGCAUUGUCCAUUGCCAAAGCCUUGAAACAAAGAUAUUGAGAGAAGAAGAAAAAGGGUGUAGGGAGGGGAAAAUGAAGGGGCUGUUCAAGUCCAAGCCCCGGACGCCGGUGGAGCUGGUGCAGCAGACACGUGAGCUUCUUGUUUGCGUUAUCAGCAACACUGAGACCCGUGAACGCAAACGAGCGGAGAAGAUUUCAGAAUUGUGUAAACUGAUUUUGGAAAUAAGAACUGUUCUUUAUGGCGAUGGCCAAACAGAGCCGAGUUCAGACGCAUGUGCACAGUUGACAAAGGAGUUCUUUCAAAAGGAUACAUUUCGGCUUCUCAUCAAUUGUCUUCCAACUUUGGAUUCAGGGGCCCGUCUAAACGCUACUCAUGUGAUUGCAAAUCUGCAAAGACAAAGGGUGAAUUCAAGACUAAUUGCUUCUGAGUAUUUGGAAAAUAACUUGGAUGUUAUGGAUAUUUUGUUAGCUGGUUAUGAAGACGAUGAUAUUUCUUGGACUUAUGGUUCAAUUUCAAGGGAGUGCAUCCGCCAUCAGAAUGUUGCUAGAUAUGUCUUGGAAUCAAAUCAUAUGAAGAAGUUUUUUGAUUAUCUACAAAAUCCAAAUUUCGACAUAGCAUCAGAUGUUCAAGCCACUUUUAAAGAGCUUUUGACAAGGCAUAAAUCCACUGUGGCUGAAUUCCUUUCUGCAAAUUAUGACUGGUUUCUCCAGGAAUACAAUUCCCGAUUGCUGCAAUCCGAAAGCUACAUCACCAGAAGACAUGCUGUCAAGCUCCUUGGAGAUAUGUUGCUAGAUCGAUCAAAUUCCACCGUGAUGUUUCGGUAUGUGACCUCAUUAGAUAACAUGAGGAUCAUGAUGAAUCUUCUCAGGGAUUCAAAUAAGACAAUUAAAGUAGAUACAUUUCAUGUGUUCAAGCUGUUUGUUGCAAAUCAAAAUAAGCCUCCCGAGAUCAUCAGUAUCCUUGUCACAAAUAGAAGCAAGCUUCUUCGGUUCUUUGGCGAAUUCAAUAUUGAUAAAGAAGAUGAACAGUUUGAAGCAGACAAAUCCCAAAUCAUUCAAGAGAUUGCUACCUUGCAACCCACAGAUCGUUCAUGCCAAGAUAUAGAUAAUUGUGAUGUUCCAUGUUAA
Durio zibethinus is the source of this 1149-nucleotide messenger RNA. Its product is annotated as putative MO25-like protein At5g47540. The record is from RefSeq and is a predicted model, not a curated record. Gene Ontology annotation, biological process: intracellular signal transduction. NCBI's taxonomy places the organism in Eukaryota, Viridiplantae, Streptophyta, Magnoliopsida, Malvales, Malvaceae. Gene Ontology annotation, molecular function: protein serine/threonine kinase activator activity.